This is a messenger RNA of Pollicipes pollicipes, 2311 nucleotides long. Its product is annotated as sushi domain-containing protein 4. The record is from RefSeq and is a predicted model, not a curated record. The transcript is spliced from 9 exons. The coding region runs from base 57 to 1340 and encodes 427 amino acids. Lineage: Eukaryota; Metazoa; Arthropoda; Thecostraca; Pollicipedomorpha; Pollicipedidae.
GAUGGGUGGUGUAUGAUAAAUAUGGUGUGAUCGAGCUGUUAUAGACAUUUUUGCCGAUGAUGCUGAAGUUACUGCUCCUUUGCUUCCUCUGUAAGCCAGCGCCAUAUUAUGCAGAAUCUGUCUCAAACAGAAACAACGAUGUGCACUGCGCCGAGCCGGCCGUGCCUAACGGCCGGCUCCAGCUGGAGCACGCCGUGUACCGGCCCGGCGACCGGGCGCGGCUCAUCUGCCGAGACGGCUUCCAGCUGAAUGGGCCCGACCGGGUCACGUGCUCCGCCGACGGCGGCUGGCGCAGCGCCGCCCACCCGAACGAGAACCGGCUGCCCGCCUGCAGAGAGCUGAGCUGUCCGGAGCCGAGUGACCUGGACUCGGGCCGCUUGGAGGUCGACGGGAUCCGUACCGACGACGGCGAGCGCUUUAAACACGGAGCCAUCGCCAUCUACCGGUGCGAUGAGGGAUUUCACCUUCCGGAGGGCGCCGCGUCUCAGCGCGUGUGCACCAGCGGCGCCUGGCGCGGUGACGAACCCGUCUGCGGUACGUGUCAUGACGUGCACUGCCGCGCCGUCUACCGCUGCAACCCGGCGCACGUGCUGGUUGGCACCGACACGUACCAGUGCAUGACGAGCGGCGAGUGGUCGCCGCCGUACGCCUGCUCGGAGGGCACGCGCGACCGCGUGUCGCCGUGCCGGCCGCAGCGGCUGACGUGCUGGCGCGGCCGCUGGCUGGGCGUGCGGCGCGCCUGGAAGCCUCUGCGUCGGCCGCCACCGCCGCCGCCGCCCGGUCCCGGACGGCCAGAGGACGCAGACCGCGUGGCGCUCAUCGCCUACCCGGAGGGCUCGCAGUACGUGCUGCCCACGUACGAGGAGGCGGUGCGCGCCGAGCGGGCGGCGGCGCCGGCGUUCGCCGAGCCGGCGGCCGGCGCCCAGCCCCACCGGCCGCACCACCACCGCAGCCUGCCGCCGGCCGCGCGACGCGAGCGCCUCUGGCGGCGCGAGCAGGAGUCCGACUCGGUGUCGCAGCGGUCCGUGCAGAGCCACCACUCCGCCUCCACGCGCCAGAGUAACACCACCUCCAACGCCACGCCGUCCCUGCUGGACAGCAUGGGCUCGACGGACACGAUGGCCACCAGCGACGCGGCGUCGACGGCGCCGAGCGCGGCUACCUCGGCCAGCGUGCGCGGCAUGUGCGGCAGCCUGGCCUCGUUCGACACGUCGUCCGUGCUCAACACCGAGGGCGUGCCGCUGCUGGAGGAGAACGAGACCGAGCUGGAGAACGCCGAGCAGCAGGACUCGGUCUCCUGCGGCAAGGCGUCCACCGGCGACGCCGCCUCUAACAAGUAACGCCGCGGCGCCGGUCGGCUGACGCCGCGCCCCGCACCCCGGCGCUGAGGGCGAACGACCGGUGGAGCGACGCCAGCGAGCGCCGACGGACGGGAGGCGAGCGCGUCCCUUCUGACCGGCCUGCAGCGACGGCGCCUCAAGAGAGAGAGAGAGAGCGCGAGAGUCUCGUGACCGGGCGUGCCUGCGGUCUGCCGCCGACCGGCACGUGCUGGCACCCCGCAGCUCCCAGCGAGCCGGCUCUGUGGUUUGACCUUUUCCCGGCCGUGGACCCCGACCGUCGCCUUUGGACCGGAUCAGCGUCAUAAGCGAGCUCGUGGUCGCACUCACAGCUUUAACGAGAUUAUCACAAGAUCAAACGGGCCUCCGUCACGGACCCCGGUCUUUCGAGUCGAGUCGAGGUGGUGGCGGCGGCGGCUGCUGCAGCCGUCUUUGUAUGUAUUUCAGCGCGGGCGCCUCCAGUGAGAGGCCGACACCUUGCGCGGCCUGUAUUGUGACCGCAACAGUUGCUGUACCCCUCCGGCAGCCGCUAGAUCGGGAGACCUGCUCAGCUCGUGUUGACCGGUCCCGUCGGCGCGCUCUGCCUGGCCCUCACUCCCAGCGCCAUCGGCGGCGGCCCAGGCCCGGUGUCCCAGUUAUCGGCCGCCCGGUCAGCCCGCUGGCAGCCGGUGGCGUGCCGUGUCCGCCAGUGGUUGUGGCAGGACGUCUGAGUCGCUGUGUCGGUGCCGGCAAGCGGUCCGCGGUGGCUUGACCAUGCACCCGUCGGUCCAUGCCCGACAGACCUGCGGAUGUGCUGUCUGGGCAGCGCUCACAAUUGCCCUAUGCUGUCUGGGCGACGCUCACAGCUGCCCCGGCGGGGUGUGCUGUCUGGGCGGCGCUCACAGCUGCCCCGGCAGGGUGUGCUCACUGGACGUCGCUCACCGUUCCUCGGCAGCGUGUGCUGUCUGGGCUGCCCUGACAGCUGCCCCGGCAGC